AUGGCGCAACGUGGCACCGUGGUCUCGCUCGUCGCGGUCGUCCUGGCUGCGUGCUGGGUCCAAGGCGCAUCGCUCGAGAGCAUGCUUGCCAUCGACUCUACGGCGGGGACCUUUAUCUCUGUCUUUCAGUUUGUCAGCGUCGCGAUCACAAGCAUCCCGACCUCGCGCCGCGUGCUGCCGCUGCACGUCCAUCUUGGCCUCGCAUGUCUCUACUUUGGCGUGAGCCAAAUGAACUCGGUCGCGCUCACGUGCGGCGUCUCGUUCCCGCUGCUCAACCUCUUUCGGUCAUCGACGCCAGUCGCGUCGCUUCUUGUCGGCGCCGCGUGCUUCCGCAAACGCUACAUGGUGCACCAGGUCGGCGGCGUCGUGCUCAUCUCGGUGGGCAUCCUCCUCACAACGUGGAUGGACAAGCCGCUCUUUGGUCGCGUGACCUUUUGCAGCGACAGCCAAAGUAUGCUCUGCGGCUACCCGCAACUGCAAGCCAUUGUCGCGCUCCUCGGGCACUGGCGCGUCGGCGUCAGCCUCCUCGUCACCGCCUUGGUGCUUGGCUCGUUCUUGGGCCACUGCCAAAACGCAGCCUUACGAGCGUACACGAGCUCGUCGAGCGGCGACGUGGCGCGCGAAAGCAUGUUCUACAUGCACGUGUUCUCGCUGCCGCUCAUGCUGCUCUCAGAGCGGUCGACGGUCGCCACGCGUCUCGCCGACUGGAGCCACGGUGAUCUCUGGGCGUCAUGGGCGCUGGGGCCCAUUGCCGUGCCGCAUUUGCUUGCGCUGCUCAGCGUCAACCUCGUGGCCAACUACGCGUGCAUUCGCGCCGUCUACCACCUCGCGUCGCGCGUGUCGCCCGUGUCGCUGCAAGUGAUUUUGACCUUUCGAAAGGCGUGCAACCUCGUCUUUAGCGUCCUGUACUUUGCCCAUAGCUUUUACCUCUCGCAGUGGGCGGGCACGCUCGUCGUCUUCCUUGGUGUCCUUCUGUACACGGACGUGCUGCGCCGCGACGAACGCGUCAAAGUCAAAGCAGCUUAA
This is a messenger RNA of Saprolegnia diclina VS20, 1026 nucleotides long. RefSeq lists its product as hypothetical. The transcript has a single exon. The record is from RefSeq and is a predicted model, not a curated record. Gene Ontology annotation, cellular component: Golgi membrane; endoplasmic reticulum membrane. NCBI's taxonomy places the organism in Eukaryota, Oomycota, Saprolegniomycetes, Saprolegniales, Saprolegniaceae. Bases 1 to 1026 code for a protein of 341 amino acids. Gene Ontology annotation, biological process: transmembrane transport. Gene Ontology annotation, molecular function: transmembrane transporter activity.